AUGACCAACAGAGACCAGCCAAAAAUGGACUCACGCGGAGGCCCCAAGCUGAUGCACACCCAGGCUCUUUGCCCGGGUCGCCCUACCAACAAAAGCCCGACGUUCAUCACCGACAAGCGCCCCGUCACGGGGGCCCUCGACAAAACGUCCCCCGACAAAACGAUGACGGCAUUCAAGGAGAACGUGCAAGGGCAGCAGGGGUUUCGACGGGCGUACCGGUCGGCGGGGUCGCAUCCGGACGUCGUGUCGGGAGCGACGAUGGUGUGGCCUCCAAUGGCCGGGAAGAAUGGUACCGCGCACGAGCGGGCGCUGUUUUUUGCGUCGUUAGGGGCGGGGCAACGGGCAGGGCCAGUGCACGAACGCGAGGCGCGGACUCUGUACGACCUGAUGCUGAUCCGGGGGUGCAACAGCAAGCUCUUACAGCACUACUCCAGCAUUCUCGGGACUGCGCUCGGGUUACGGACAACCAAGGGUUUGCUAACCACGCAGCCGGCGAUCGUCGUCUAUGUCUCGCGCAAGGUUAACCAGGCGUGGUUAGACGACCACCAAACCCUCCCCGACAAGCUCCGCGGCCCCGACGGCCUCUGGUGCGACCUCGACGUGAUCGAAUUCGCGGACGGCACCGCGCAAAAGGCGGAGAGCUACUCCGGGUUAGCGGAUGGGUUACGGGGCGGCGACACGCAGAUCGGCCCCGGUUCGCAAGUCGCGACGUCGGAAGUUUACGGGACGCUGGGCGCAAUCGUUCGGUGCCGGUCACAGAAGCGGUUAGGGUUCUUAACCAACCGGCACGUGAGCGUGGAUUUAGACCAACCCCUCCAGAAACUGUACCACCCACUUCCCCCGGUGCUCGGGGCGAACGUGUACCUGGGGACCGUCGAGCGGGCGGUCUCGUACGCGACAGAUCAUCUGUGGUACGGCAAGUUCUGCAGCCCAAAUCCAGACUCUUUCGUCCGCGCCGACGGCGCAUACGUUCCCUUCGCCGACGACUUCAACCUGCACCAAAUCACACCCGAGAUGAAGGGGAUCGGGAAGCUCGGGCCGGUGUUCGAGAUCGACCUGGAACUGCCGGUAACUAGCAUAGUGGGGAAAAAGGUGCAUAAAGUCGGUCGGACCACUGGGCUGACGACAGGUGUCAUCAUGGCGUGCUCGGUGGAGUACGACGACGAUAAAGGGAUUACGAUCUACACGGACUUCCUGGUACUGGGGGACAAGGGAAACCCGUUCGACGCCGAGGGGGAUAGCGGGAGUCUGAUCGUCAUGCAUGGCGAAGACAGGAGUCUGCCCCGUCCGAUUGGGCUCGUCUGGGGGGGCACCCGGAUCGGCAUCCUUCAAUCCGACGGGCACGGAAACCAGCGUUUUCUCUCCAAGCGCGGAUGGCGCAACCUAGCGUCGUAUGAGAGGUGGUGUGCAAGUGCAUUGCAUCAAUCUAACAUCGUCGAGGUGAAGCUUAGAUACCAAUGUGGACCUCCAGUCCAAACUGCCGGUCAUGCUGCUUGCGGUUUUGUUGCGGUGCUCGUGGUUAUGGCGAAGUGA
This is a messenger RNA of Klebsormidium nitens, 1533 nucleotides long. The record is from the annotation of a GenBank genome assembly. Lineage: Eukaryota; Viridiplantae; Streptophyta; Klebsormidiophyceae; Klebsormidiales; Klebsormidiaceae.